Molecule: messenger RNA, 1338 nt
Organism: Menidia menidia (Atlantic silverside)
Lineage: Eukaryota; Metazoa; Chordata; Actinopteri; Atheriniformes; Atherinopsidae
Source: the annotation of a GenBank genome assembly
AUGGUGCGGGCCAUGGCGGCACCCUCCGCGCGCUUCGACGACGUCUGGCCGAGCCCGCGCGAGCGCAGCGGGGCUCCGGGAGGGGGGCCGCGGCCGCAGGGAGACCACGACGGUCCCCCCGAGCUCCGCCACGGCGUAGCCGGCGGCGGCGGCGGCUGCUGCAGCCUCCCCCCGGGGCCGUCCGGCGGCCGCAGCCCCGCCGACGACCCGGCGGAGGGCGGCCUGGAGGAGAAGAUAUCCGCGUGCUUCGGAUGUUUCCCCGCGAAGGCGGACUGCGGCGCUCCGGUGAGCGCCAUCGCCGAGGACACGCUGCUGGAGAAGGAUGAGAUCUGGAACGCUCUGACCAGUAACUACGGCCGCGUGGCGCCGGUGGACUGGAGCCGCUCCCGAACGCGCUCCCUCUACAUCUCCACCUUCAACCUGGAGGAGAAAGCAGCAGAGGCAGAUGUUGCGGAGGGGCUGUCGGACGAGGAGGAUCUGAGGGAGCAGCUGGACAUGCACUCCAUCAUCGUCCCCUGCCUGGCGGCCGAGCCCCUGGUCACGGCCGAGCAGGUGAUCGAGGAGAUUGAGGAAAUGAUGCAGGACCCGUCCGACACGGAGGCGGAGCGCCGGCCGUCGCGCUCGGAUCUGCCCGUGCUGGACGUCCAGCGGUCCAGCCCCGGCUUCCAAGAGAGUGAGUGCCCGGCCCGGCCGAGGGGGACGGACUCUCCUCCUCCUGCAGUGGCUCAGGGCUGUUGUGUGUCUGGUCCAGGGAUGGCGGCCAUGAGCGCUGCGGAGCUGGCGGAGCGGCUGGAGGAGGCAGAGAGCCACGUCAGGAGUCUGUCCGAGGAGCUGGUGCAGCAGCUGGCGGUCAGGGACGAGCUGGAGUUCGAGAAGGAGGUGAAGAACAGCUUCAUCUCCGCGCUCAUCGACGUGCAGAACCGGCAGAAAGAACACAGGGAGUCGCUGAAGAAGAAGAAGAAGCUGAAAGGCGGAGGCGGGACGUCGCAGGGCCUGGCGGAGAAAACCCCGGGAUCGCGCUUCAGCAUGGAGGGGCUCUCAUCUGUUAUUCAAAGCAGCUUCCGGCAAACCUUUAGGAGUGGCUGCAGUGAAAGACAGUAUUUGACGACAGUCAUUCCUUAUGAGAAAAAAGGCCACCCUCCCUCUGUUGAAGACCUCCAGAUCCUGACCAAAAUUCUACAAGCUAUGAGAGAUGACAGCGACAAGGUGCCCAGUCUUCUAACAGACUACAUCCUGAACGGUGAGAUUCUCCACUCUAUGUUUCCAUAUGGUCGUGCGUCUUUCAAAGACCAUCAGUCGUGUGUUCUGCCCAACUUAGGCCAGGCAGAUGGACACUGA